Messenger RNA from Helobdella robusta, 849 nucleotides. RefSeq lists its product as hypothetical. Gene Ontology annotation, molecular function: phosphatidylinositol-4,5-bisphosphate binding; SNARE binding; clathrin heavy chain binding. Gene Ontology annotation, biological process: clathrin coat assembly; clathrin-dependent endocytosis; synaptic vesicle budding from presynaptic endocytic zone membrane. NCBI's taxonomy places the organism in Eukaryota, Metazoa, Annelida, Clitellata, Rhynchobdellida, Glossiphoniidae. Bases 1 to 849 code for a protein of 282 amino acids. The transcript has 7 exons. The record is from RefSeq and is a predicted model, not a curated record. Gene Ontology annotation, cellular component: synaptic vesicle; clathrin-coated pit; clathrin-coated vesicle.
AUGAAUAAAUUAAUUCACGGCCAGCAAAUUAUAUUUGAUAAAAUCGUGACGGUCAAACACACAAUUACCGGACAGGAUUAUGCCCGAUCCAUUUUGAAGGCUACUACAGAUGAAAUUGCAGCUCCUAAGAAAAAACAUUUGGAUUAUCUGGUUCGGUGCACAGAUGAUCCCACAAUGCCCAUCACAGAGAUGUGUCGUCUGCUUCUCGAUCGAGCUCACAACCAAAACUGGCCAAUCACAUUCAAGGCCCUCAUAACCAUACAUGAACUUAUGAAUUAUGGAAAUGAGAGGUUCUUCCAAUACCUGGCCUCUGAUAAUUCCUCCAUGAACCUGGAUAACUUUUCUGACAGGACAGAUGGUCUUGCACUUCACAUGUCAAAGUUUGUCAGGGCUUACGGCAAGUAUGUCAGCUCUAAGGCCAUCUCAUUCAGAAUUGUGGGCUAUGACUUCUGUAAAGUUAAAAGAGGGGCUGGCUCUUUUUUUAGCAACCUCAAAACGCCAAAGUUGUUUGAAGGGCUGAGCAGAUUGCAAAUCCAGAUUGACGAUCUUUUGAGAUUCGAUGUAGCAACUGUUCACGAUCUUUCAAACUGCAUCAUCCGGGCAGCGUACAACUACUCAUACAGGGAUCUGGUGCGACUGAUGUCAGGCUACAAUGACGGCAUGGGCAACUUACUGCAGAAGUACUUCGAUAUGGAUAAGAAAAACUGUCAGGAGGCUUUGAUUAUCUACAAGAAAUAUCCGGCUCAUGUUAAAAUGUUGCAGGAGUUUUUGAAAGAAGCAGUGGUUAUGUUUAAUUUGUUGUUUUUGUUGUUGUUGUUGUUUUUAUAUUCUUUAAAAUCGAAAUUUUGA